Messenger RNA from Morone saxatilis (striped sea-bass), 2693 nucleotides. It is a transcript of the gene castor2, whose product is annotated as cytosolic arginine sensor for mTORC1 subunit 2. NCBI's taxonomy places the organism in Eukaryota, Metazoa, Chordata, Actinopteri, Moronidae. The record is from RefSeq and is a predicted model, not a curated record. Gene Ontology annotation, biological process: cellular response to L-arginine; negative regulation of TORC1 signaling. Gene Ontology annotation, cellular component: cytosol.
UUUUUUUUUUGUACCUCUUUGCUUUCUUUAUUCCACCCUGCCUGCCUGUUUCUUUCUCUAUUUAAAACGCCCCGAAGCCUGUCGUAUGUGUGUAUUUAUUUAUUUAUGCAUCUCACUUCAAAGUAUUUAGGCUUUUGUUUUUUGUUUCUUUGUUUUACAUUUUAGUCGCUCCUCAAAUGAGAAGACGUAAAAGAUGGAGCUUCAUAUUUUAGAGCACAGCUUGAAAGUGGCGAGUAUAGAGAAAGAGGGGAUCCAGAUUUGCACCCACGGAUUAAUAAAACUCGCUUUCCUGGCCUCCAAAACAAGAUGCAAGUUUUUCAGUUUGACGGAGACUCCGGAGGACUACACCAUAAUCGUCGAUGAGGAAGGCUUUAAAGAGUUGCCCCAGUCAGAGCACAUCAGUGUUGCUGAUGCCACAUGGUUGGCGCUGAACGUGGUGUCAGGAGGCGGCAACGCCUCCAAUUCGCAGCCCAUCGGAGUCACCAAAAUCGCUAAAUCAGUCAUUGCACCACUGGCCGACCACAACAUCUCUGUUUUCAUGCUGUCGACGUAUCAGACGGACUUCAUUCUGUGCCCCGUCCAAUCAUUCACCCCUUAUCUAGUCCCAGCAACAUGUUCUGUGUGACCAGCCUGGACCCAGACACACUGCCCUCUGUAGCCACCCUGCUCAUGGAUGUCAUGUUUUACUCUGGAGGGCCAAAGGAGCCUGGAGCAUCGAACGAGGACUCCAGCCACAUCCGCUUCUUCUCCUUCUCCCUGAUCGAGGGCUACAUCUCUCUGGUCAUGGACGAGCAGACAACUCAAAGGUUUCCAAACAAUGUCCUCUUCACGAGUGCUUCUGGUGAGCUUUGGAAAAUGGUUCGUAUUGGAGGACAACCUUUAGGAUUUGAUGAGUGCGGCAUCGUGGCUCAAAUAUCAGAACCCCUGGCAACGGCUGACAUUCCAGCUUACUACAUUAGUACCUUCAAGUUUGACCACGCCCUGGUUCCCGAAGAAAACAUCCAAAGUGUGAUUGGAGCUCUGCGGACCAAGAGCACGGCGCAGUGAAGUAAGACGGAGGAAAAAAAACGAUGAAAACGACCGUUUUCAAAGUCAUUUCGUUCAAACGUUUAUCAAGUCCAAAAAGUGCCAAGAGCUUAUUAGCGGACUACUGUGGAUCGGCUCUGAAAGGAAGGGAUUUAACCACAAAGCGUGGGUGGCGUACGGCGGGGAGGGCGAGUUUGACAGUGUGUUAGGGAUGCCUUUGUUACUCGGUCAUUUUCUUUCCCCCGCCCCUCCCUCCUUCCCUGGCACUCGGGGCCCUCCACUGCCUGCUCUGGUAGUUGUUGCAUUAGUUUACCAGACUGAAUAUGUUUCUUCUCCUCUCUAAAGCUGCUUCUUCCCACUCCCCGACCCUCAUGAGCACCAUACUGUAUUAGUUACAUAAUUCCUCUCAUGGAAGGAUGACGAAUGUACUCUCAAAAAACGAAAGAAAAAAAAAUAUAUAUAUAUAUAUCAAGCUCUCCAUAUUUUUUUUCUUCUUUUUUGUUUUCCACAGGUCAUUUCUCAGUGCCAAGAUGUUUGAAUGCCUAAACCGAUGCCUUUGUCAAAAUACUAUUCUUGUGUGCAAUUGAAGGAGACAAUUUCUGAGACAGCCAGCGAUGACAGACUGCCUAGUUGAGUAAUAUGAUGGGUUAUUUUUGCUUUUAGUGGCUGUUAAACAUGUUUUAAUGACAGCAAUGAUCUGACUGGUUGGGAGUCCCUCAGACUUAGAAGUUAAAUUCAGAUGUUUGGUGAAAACAUGAUGAUCUUGAUGAAGAAAUAUUAUUUUUAGUGUUUUAAAAAAUAAUUCACACUGUGAGCAACAUGAUUGAUGGAUUUUAUCUUUGUAGUGGGACUACAAAGUUUUUUUUAUGGAUUCUUCUCAAUUUAUGUGGAGUCGCGGUUGAAAGUCUGAUUAUUAAUUGAUUAUUUAAUCUAGAGAAAGUUCAUCUAUGACAAUUUUGAUAUUUGAGUAAAAAACAUUUUCAUGACACAAUUUCUUAAAUUGAAAAACUUACUUUACUCAGUUUUAUACUGUUCGUUGAAUACCUUUGGGGUUUUUCAGUGGUCAGAUUAAAACAAUCUAUUUUUGCCUCUGGUAAAUUAUUUUGUAUGGAUGUUAAAAGGUUCCCAGAGGAAAGUAAAACACCAGCAGGUUGACACUUUUGGGUUUUUACUGAAAUAUCUCAACAAAUGUACAAAUUUGUGCAAUUAGCUAAUGUUAGCAUACUAACGUGCUAAACUAAGAAUGUGAACAUGUCAAACGUUAUACCAUAAAUGCUAACAUCAGCACGCUAACAUGCUGAUGUUAGCAUUUAUGAUCCCCUGACUUUUUAUGUAGCGCCACCAGCAGGUUAAAGUUUGACUUUGUGGUUUGAUUUGUGUCAGAUCCGUUCGAAAUGAACGACAUUCCCAUCAGCCUCAGCUGUGCUUUGUUUUCAGUAAAAAUGUGCAUGUUAGCAUAAUAACACUAAGAUACUGCACAGGGUAAACAUAGCAAACAUUAUGAGCAUGUUAGCAACCGCUACCAGAUCAAACACCACUUGGUGUUCUUUAAAAUGAGCAAUCGAGCUGCUAACAUGGCAGUGGAGUCUUUGUCUUUGUUUUGUACUGUAAUUAAAAUAUACAGUAUAGAGAUUAGUCACCAAAAAUUAAUGUUUUUUUAGGCAAAA